GGCGACCAUUUGGCCAGAGCUGUCGGCCGUAUUUGUGGAGCAAAUGGUCGCAUCCGGAUGUGCAUUGAAAACGCCACCCGUACACGAAUUGUAGUGGCCGAUCAGACAAUUCAUCUACUUGGCAGUAACGAACGGAUAGCGGUGGCCCGUCGAGCGAUAUGCGAUUUGAUUAUGGGUGCUCCACCAAACAAAAUAUUCGGCAAAAUCAGAACGCAUACAGCCCGACUUGACGCUGCUUUUUGA
This is a messenger RNA of Protopolystoma xenopodis, 243 nucleotides long. The record is from the annotation of a GenBank genome assembly. NCBI's taxonomy places the organism in Eukaryota, Metazoa, Platyhelminthes, Monogenea, Polystomatidea, Polystomatidae.